AUGACGUCCCCAUACCACCCCUCCGCCCAUCUCCACCACCCUGGAGCCUACGGCGUCCCCCACCACAAUGCUCCCCCCGGCACCUUCGCUCCCGGCACAAAGGUCCAGGUCGGCAACCACCGCGCCGUCGUCGAGAAAUACCUGUCCGAGGGCGGCUUCGCUCAUGUCUACGUGGUCAAAGUCCCCAGCAAGUCGGGCGACCGCCUUGACACGGCCGUGCUCAAGCGCGUUGCUGUCCCGGACAAGGAGGCCCUGGCGAACAUGCGCACCGAGGUCGAGACGAUGAAGAAGCUCAAGGGGCACCGCAAGAUUGUCACGUACAUCGACUCGCAUGCCUCGCAGCUGAAAGGAGGCGGCUAUGAGGUCUUCCUGCUUAUGGAGUUCUGCUCCGGCGGCGGCCUGAUUGACUUCAUGAACACCCGCCUGCAGCACCGCCUGACCGAGCCCGAAAUCCUCAAGAUCUUCUCCGACGUCGCCGAGGGUGUUGCCUGCAUGCACUACCUCAAGCCUCCGCUCCUCCACCGAGACCUCAAGGUCGAGAACGUCCUGAUAGCCACCGCGGGCACCUCCAAGGUCUACAAGCUGUGCGAUUUCGGCUCCUCCGCGCCGCCGCGCCCGGCUGCUACGACGGCCGCCGAGGGCAGGUUGAUCGAGGACGACAUCCAGAGACACACCACAAUGCAGUACCGCAGUCCGGAGAUGAUCGACGUCUACAGAAAACAACCGAUUGACGAGAAGAGCGAUAUUUGGGCGCUGGGCGUCUUGUUGUACAAGCUCUGUUAUUAUACCACGCCAUUCGAGGAGCAAGGACAGAUGGCCAUUCUGAACGCAACCUACAAGUUCCCGCACUAUCCUCCUUUCUCCGACCGAUCGAAGAAAUUAAUAGCAUGGAUGCUCAGAGAGAACCCUCAGCAGCGGCCGAACAUCUACCAGGUCGUGCGGGAAGUCUGCUCCAUGCGCAACACGGAAUGCCCCAUCACAGACAUAUACGCGAACAGGUCUCAUUCGGAGGUGCGCAACGCCCAGCAAUUGCCGUCGCCCGAUCCUCAGGUCGCAUCUCCACCUCUGAUUGGCAUCCACAAAGCGGCGCCAGUCCAGCAGGUCCAAGUCAUCCCCGAAGUCACGCCAAUGAGGCGUGGCAGGCCCACAGCGCCGUCGCAACAACCUCCCGCGGCGAAGGCCAGUCCGUCCCCAAUGCGGGCAUUGAACGACCCUUUCGCCGCGUUGGAUUCGACAUCGGCACCUGUGAGAGCUGCAGCGGCCGACGAAUUGGCGUCCAAAUUCCCUUCGCUGGACGAGUUCUCUAUCCUCCACGACCGCGGAAAGGGAUUCCAGUUCUCCCAGCAGCCCUCACCUGUGGAGGCGAGGCACCCCGAACCGGCCAACAAGCGUGUCACGGAAGCGUUGGCUGAUCAGGUGUUUGGUGGUGUUCGUGCUCCGGCCGCAAGUCAACCGCCAGCGCCUUCGAGUGCAUCUUCUGGUCUGUCAAGAUCGUCUUCGUUGAAAAAGACGCAGUCUCAACCUCAGCCUCAGCCGCGCAGAGAAGAGCCAAACCCGUUGCAGUCGCGUAUUUACCAGCCGCAACCUCAGCGUUCUCAGAUGGUCUCCACGGGUACUAAUACCUCACCACCGCCUUCCCCAACCAAAUAUCCAGACAUUAGCCAACGUCCGAUCUAUCGUUUCCCGCCUCCCGGCUCUCAGCCUAGCCAUCAACGUGGCAUCAGCCAAACAAGGACGUCAGAUAACCCUAGAACGACCGCGCAGCCUAAUGUCUCUGCGCCGCAACGACCAUCUUACAUCGACAUGCACCGCUCGAAAUCCAGCACCACGACUUUGACGUUACCGCAAUCUCCGGCCUCGUCACGACCGUCUCUGGAGGGCUCGCGGCCGUCUGUGAUGGACAUCACUGACCCCAUCAACCGCUCCAAGUCCGCAAACUCCCGGGCAAGGCCGUCUAGCGUGCACGUCGAAUCCAAUCUCGAGUACCUGCGUGACCGGGAAAACUCGCGCAACCGCGUCUCCGCCAUCAUCCAGGAUGAAAGCGAGCUGAACCGCGUCCGAUCGCCCUCUAUUCUCGACCAGGACAACGAGCAAGAGAAGAACAUCACCUCCAACGUCGACUUCCUGCGCUCCAUGGAGGCCGAGUCAGACGCGGCCAAAAAGAAGGUACACCGCCGCAGCGGCAGCCAUAUCAGCAAUCACUCCAAGCGGUCCAGCUUCCCGUCCCUCGCCGGCACCAAGAACAUCCUCGCCGGCCGGUUCGGCGAUGCAUUCCGCCGCUUUGAGGGCGGCGGCGGCAACGCGCCGGAAAUGCAGCGCUCGACCAGCCCGGUCCAGUACGACCGCGUGGACAGCGAAUCGGGUGGCCUGGCCCCCAUUGCUGGCUCGGACGUCAUGGGCGAGCGCUCCGAGGACGAGUCGGCCAUCGACGAGACGCAGGACCUGCCCGCCGAGGUGCGGCGCGAGCUUGAGCGGCGGCGCCUCUCGCAGGAGGAAAAGCGCGUCGCCGAGGCCGCGGCCGAGUACCGCAAGCGCGUGGCUGCGGGAGGCGCCGGCGCCAGCGGCGGGCCCUCGCAUGCCUCGUCGAUCCAGAACCGCGUCAAGACGCUGCUGGAGGACAGCCAGCAGAACAGCACCCCGCCCAAGCGCACUGCCGAGGGCUACGGCCGCUUCACGGCAUCCGCUGGCGCCGACAGCAAUAACACCGGCGGCAGCAGUAAUCAGGCGGCGCGCCCGCCCGCCCCCGCCAUCGCCAAGAAGCCGACAGGCAUGUCGGCCGCAUCAGCCUCGCCCGUCAUCGGCGCGCAACAGCAGCAGUCGGAGCUCGUGUACGGCCGCUCGCGACCCUCACAACAACAACAACAACAACAACAACAACAACAACAACAACAACAACAACAGCAGCAGCAGCAGCAGCAGCAGCAAUCGCCCGCCGCAGGCGGCACGUCGUCGACGACCGCGUCUCCCGCGCCCCCGCAAGGCGCGCUCCCGACCGGCUCCUCGGCCGCAUCGAAGCCGCCGCCCGCCGCGCCGCCGAAGCCCAAAGCCCUGCGCACGGGCGGCCAGUUCGGCGCAGGCGGGGAGAUGAUACCGCCGCCGAGCCCGCGCAAGCAGCGACAGCAAGCAACUGGCGACAUUUCAGGCGGCGCGGCGGGCCUAGGCCUCGGCCUACAGAGCGUUGGCGACAGCGCCGAGGACUGGGAGGCCAGCUUCAGCAAGCGCUAUCCCAGCCUCAGCGGCCUGGAGCUCGUCGAGACGGAGGUGCCUGACGUGCAGGUGGGGCGACAGGGCGUGCGGGGCCGGUAG
This is a messenger RNA of Aplosporella prunicola CBS 121167, 3306 nucleotides long. RefSeq lists its product as uncharacterized. Gene Ontology annotation, biological process: protein autophosphorylation; peptidyl-threonine phosphorylation; actin cortical patch assembly. Gene Ontology annotation, cellular component: cytoplasm. Lineage: Eukaryota; Fungi; Ascomycota; Dothideomycetes; Botryosphaeriales; Aplosporellaceae. Gene Ontology annotation, molecular function: ATP binding; protein serine/threonine kinase activity. The transcript is spliced from 3 exons. The record is from RefSeq and is a predicted model, not a curated record. The coding region runs from base 1 to 3306 and encodes 1101 amino acids.